AUGUGUCUCCAUGGCAAUGACAGAAGAGACCGAGUAUACAGGCGUCCAGGGGAACAGUUCUCGCAAUGCUGUUUCGCUGAAACAGUAUCAUAUGGCGGUGGUUCAGUCACGAUGUGGGCUGGAAUAUCUUAUGAAGGGAAGGCCGAGCUUGUUUUCGUGCCUGGUGGUGGUCGGAGUGGUGGUCUAACAGCUCAAAAGUACGUGGAAAACAUUCUCCUCGAUCAUGUUGUACCUUAUGCAGGCAUUCGAGAAGUAUGUUUAACUGACAAAUACGAUAAGAAAUAUUUGGGAAGCGAGCCUUUGCUGUCAAAUUCGAGUCGCAAUGAAUUUGAGAUACCUCGUCUGUUUCGCGAUGGCUUGUUCUCCGACACUCUGGACCCUCAAGCCAGGUUUGCAUGGACUGAUGAGGAUGGUAACAUUGCAUCACUCGUCUCCGAGCCAGGGUUUGGUACCACUGGAACAACCUUCGGAAAGGAUCUGGAUGUAGAGUUGCACACCAAGGACGACUCGUCUAAUUCUGGAUUCGAAAUUUCUAGAAAUAGAAUAACACUGCAGAGUAAAACUCCAAUCGAGACCAAUACCGUAACUUCUACAUCGACCUCUACCUCCAGUACAUCAAGACACUUGUACCUGUGCACUUGUCCACACCUAUCACAUGUGUUCCUUGAUCUUGAUGUAUUUGAUGCUGAACGUCGGUACCUUGUUGUGCUCCUUGGUAUUGCUGCUUCACGACGGGAUGGGGAUCUCGAGACUCUUCCUAUAAAGUGUAGUGAUGCAUCCUCCAAUGCUUUAGUUUGCUGCUUGGUUGCUUCACACCUUUUGGCUAUAUUGACAGCAUCAUCUAGCGUCUUGGAUAUCUCUAUGAACCAAUCAAAAGGUCGAAAUAUUCACAAGGUUGAUAAGACAGACCCCCGCUCCAGAUAUCAUUACGUCAAGUAUGUCAAGAGACAUGGGCGGACUGUUAAAUUAUGGGAAUGUGGUAUAUGCAGUCGUGAGUUCCAACACCAGUACACUCUGAUGCGACAUCUACCAACUCACACCGACGAGAGAAAUUUCCACUGUGACGAAUGCUCCAAGAGCUUUCGUCAACUUUCCACUCUGAGCCAACAUCGGGCCAUACAUUCAGCUGAAAGACCUUAUGCUUGCGAGGUCUGCAACAAAACCUUUAACCGCGUAUCCACCCUCAUCUCCCACCGCAAGACUCACUCCGACGAGAAGCCUUACAAGUGUCAUAUCUGUCCAAAAGGCUUUCAUCAGAAAGGUAACCUUCGGAACCAUCUUUAUGCGCACACGAACGAGAGGCCAUAUCGCUGUAAUAUUUGCUUGAAAGGCUUCAAUCAACAGUCCAAUCUUGUUUGUCACAAAAAUAAAGCCCAUCCCGAUGAAGGCAACGUAAAUAAAGCUAAGAGUAGAAACGCACCACGCGGUCCAAUUAUAUCUGCUAAUAAGACAAAAACUGAUACAGCAAGACCACAAACAGAUCAAUGUGAAGUGACGUCAUCUGUCGGUCCUUACCUACCAUCAGUAGAACGACCUACACAAAUAUGGCCUAAACCGAUCCAGCUGGAUGGUAUAAAGUCUGAAUUAUUCUCCACCGAUUUAUGGAACGCAUCACCGUGGGGUGGAGUGAUAGUAGACCCUAUCAAUACUUACCAUAUGGGAGUAGCUUUGGCUACGAGACAAACACCUUUUGCUUUGCUGAAAUCGGAUAAUGGUACUCCAGUGCUUGUAAAAAUCGUUGAUACGCAACUUCCUGGUGGUAAACAGAUGUUGGUACCCGCAACAGCAGAAGAUUUGAAAAUUGGCGGUAAGGUUGUUCUUAACAAUGAGAGUCUGUCGACUGAGAGUCAGGUAAGAAAUAGCGCUGUUCAAAUUCGUGUACCAGUAGUAGCCACUGUAGUUCCCAAAAUGAACCCUGGAGGAAAACUUCAGUUGUCAGUUGAGGAACCACACCACGUCUAUCACAGUGCGUUGUCAUCUAAUGAUGGUACAAACAAAGUGAACCCAUGCACUGCUCCCGUCUCUUCUCCACCCUCUGCCCUUCCUCCUUUGGAACCGAUGCGACGUCUCGACCUAAAUACCUAUAAUGAGCAGAGUCUACGAUCUGUUUGUUUAUCUUCUCCUGUGUCCUCAUCACCUCUCGACCUCAUUUCCUUGGACCUCUUCGACCCUAUAGGAUGCAUUCCAUUGGGUCCACAAAUAACAUCGGUAGACAAUAUCGAAAACCGACCUCCGUCUGAAGACUCGGAUAUAUUUAUUGAAAAAUUUGAAGAAAUCAUUCCCUUGUCUGAUUCGGACUGA
Messenger RNA from Melitaea cinxia (Glanville fritillary), 2301 nucleotides. RefSeq lists its product as uncharacterized. NCBI's taxonomy places the organism in Eukaryota, Metazoa, Arthropoda, Insecta, Lepidoptera, Nymphalidae. Bases 1 to 2301 code for a protein of 766 amino acids. The record is from RefSeq and is a predicted model, not a curated record. The transcript is spliced from 17 exons. Gene Ontology annotation, cellular component: nucleus. Gene Ontology annotation, molecular function: nucleic acid binding.